AUGGACGUAGCUCUCGAAAUCCUCGAUCCUCUUAUUCUGGAUAAAGCCUAUGCAUGGGCUCUACCCGCCUCAUCCCCCGCCUUUACAAACUCUUCAUCAGCCACAUUUUCGGCGGCGGCGGGCUCACCGCUUACUUCGCAAUGGCCGCGCGACAACAUCUAUCGUCAGAUUGUGUCACUUCUCACCAUUACCCAGUUGGGCGCCACCUCGCUCUAUCUCUUCUUCAGCGCCCUGUCUUACUAUCUUGUCUUUGAUCGCCGCCUCGAGUAUCACCCGCGUUUCUUGAAGAACCAGGUCCGACAGGAGAUUAAGUCGUCCUUGUUUGCCAUCCCUUUCAUCAACUUGAUGACCCUUCCCGUGUUUCUGGCAGAGGUCCGUGGCAAGAGUCUGCUCUAUGCCAAAACAAGCGACUACGGCUGGCAGUGGCUGAUCGUGUCGACCGUCCUGUACAUGGCCUUCAACGAUAUUGCCAUCUACUGGAUUCACCGCCUCGAACACCACCCUAGCGUGUACAAGUACAUUCACAAGCCACACCACAAAUGGAUUGUCCCUACACCAUGGGCUGCCCUGGCUUUCCACCCGGCUGACGGAUUCAUUCAAUCUCUGCCAUACCACAUCUUCGUCUUCAUAUGUCCAAUGCAGAGAUACCUGUACAUGGUCCUCUUCGUCAGUGUCCAAAUUUGGACCAUCUUCAUUCACGACGGCGACAUGAUUUCGGGUCAUUGGACCGAAAAAUUCAUCAACAGUCCCGCGCACCACACGCUGCACCACAUGUACUUUACCGUCAACUAUGGACAGUACUUCACCUGGGCCGACAACUACUUUGGCUCCCACAGGGCCCCGGAGCCCUCGCUCGACCCCAUCCACGAUGCUCUCAAGGUGAUGCGGGCAAAGGGUCUUGUCGACGAGCAGGGUAACCUGAUCAAGCAUGCCAAGAAUGAGUAA
Messenger RNA from Bipolaris victoriae FI3, 945 nucleotides. RefSeq lists its product as hypothetical. NCBI's taxonomy places the organism in Eukaryota, Fungi, Ascomycota, Dothideomycetes, Pleosporales, Pleosporaceae. The record is from RefSeq and is a predicted model, not a curated record. Gene Ontology annotation, molecular function: oxidoreductase activity; iron ion binding. The coding region runs from base 1 to 945 and encodes 314 amino acids. Gene Ontology annotation, biological process: lipid biosynthetic process. The transcript has 3 exons.